Messenger RNA from Exophiala viscosa, 1125 nucleotides. Its product is annotated as 40S ribosomal protein S6-A. The transcript is spliced from 4 exons. The record is from RefSeq and is a predicted model, not a curated record. Gene Ontology annotation, cellular component: ribosome. Gene Ontology annotation, molecular function: structural constituent of ribosome. Gene Ontology annotation, biological process: translation. Lineage: Eukaryota; Fungi; Ascomycota; Eurotiomycetes; Chaetothyriales; Herpotrichiellaceae. Bases 58 to 777 code for a protein of 239 amino acids.
UACUUCUUCUCGACGAUUUCAAUUGCUGGUAUUCUUCGAUCAGCACAUCCCGUCAAGAUGAAGUUGAACAUUUCCUACCCUGCCAAUGGGUCGCAAAAGCUCGUCGAAGUCGAAGAUGAGCGCAAGCUGCGUGUCUUCAUGGACAAGCGCAUGGGCAAUGAAGUGCCAGCUGACAGUCUGGGUGAUGAAUGGAAAGGCUACAUUGUCCGCAUCACCGGCGGCAAUGACAAGCAAGGCUUUCCUAUGAAGCAGGGCGUCAUGCUCCCUACCCGCGUCAAGCUCCUCCUCGCCGACGGCCACUCCUGCUACCGACCUCGACGAACUGGUGAACGCAAGCGCAAGUCCGUCCGUGGCUGCAUCGUCGCUCAAGAUCUGUCCGUGUUGGCUCUGUCCAUCGUCAAGCAAGGCGAGGGCGAUAUUCCAGGCCUGACCGACGUCGUCAACCCCAAGCGUCUUGGUCCCAAGCGUGCUACCAAGAUUCGACGAUUCUUCGGCCUGAGCAAGCAAGAUGAUGUCCGCAAAUUCGUCAUUCGACGUGAAGUCGUCCCCAAGAAGGAGGGCGCCAAACCAUACACCAAGGCCCCCAAGAUUCAGAGACUCGUUACUCCUCAGCGCAUGCAACACAAGAGACACCGACUCGCGCUCAAGCGAAGACGCGCUGAGGCCUCCAAGGAUGCUGCGAACGAGUACGCUCAGCUUCUGGCUAAGCGUGUGCACGAGGAGCGUGAGAAGAGAACCGAGCUGAGGAAGAGACGUGCUUCCUCUAUGAGAAAAUAGAUGGGUUUGACAUGGUCUUACUCUAAGAGCAAGCCAUCAGCAUUCGGAGCGGAAACCAGCAAAGAAUUGGACCCCAUUCCAGGUCACGAGACGUGGCAGUCAAGCUGCUACGAGAGGAGAACAGAGAAUGGAGGCUCUCGCGCGCCAGCUAUUCAGGCUACCUGCCCGCUUACUGUUCUGUGACUGGAGGACGGAGGAAUCUUGUGUCGCUGUAUGUGACCACUCGAUCGAUGAAAGUUCGAGUCCUACACAUUCAGGCUCUCAAGGGCACAUGAUAGAAAAGGACAAAUCAUACCGUUUUUCACACAUCGAUCGGACGUGUCGCAUUCUCCUGCCAUUUGUUUUUCU